Messenger RNA from Trichosporon asahii var. asahii CBS 2479, 246 nucleotides. RefSeq lists its product as uncharacterized. The transcript has a single exon. NCBI's taxonomy places the organism in Eukaryota, Fungi, Basidiomycota, Tremellomycetes, Trichosporonales, Trichosporonaceae. The coding region runs from base 1 to 246 and encodes 81 amino acids. The record is from RefSeq and is a predicted model, not a curated record.
AUGCUGUUCGCUACUCUCCUCACUCUCGCGUGCGCCGCCGCCACCCCCGUCCUCGUCGAGCGCGACGCCUCCGCCAACGUUGAGCGUGCGGACACUCUCGCCGCCGUCCAGCGCCGCGAGGCCAUGACCGACGCUGCCAUCAACUUCAAGGCCCGCGCCGAGGCGAGGCAGCACCAAGCCCUCCGCGAGCGCGAGGCCCAGCGCCCCCGCCCCAAGCAGAACGUCCGCUCCCCCGAGGAGGUCUGA